Scatophagus argus is the source of this 2239-nucleotide messenger RNA. RefSeq lists its product as uncharacterized. NCBI's taxonomy places the organism in Eukaryota, Metazoa, Chordata, Actinopteri, Scatophagidae. The transcript is spliced from 12 exons. The record is from RefSeq and is a predicted model, not a curated record. The coding region runs from base 274 to 1431 and encodes 385 amino acids.
UCACGUUGCUGUUAAGGGCUCCUGGAUUUAAAAGUAGUGUCGCAGGGUUUUUUCUGUGAUAAUAUUAGCCAGCUAACAUAAACAUUGGCGUCGUUCUCCCUAAACACUAUUUAUUCUGUUUUCGGCGUCAGUUUAUGUGAUACUUUAUAUGAGAUAUCACUCGUGGUGUAGGAACCGGUCAGUAAUUAUGUUCCCAACCAAGACAAUACCGUGACGCUGAAAAAAGUCUUCGUGAGUUGCUGCUAACUGAAAUUAGCUCAGUUCAACUCAGAAAUGAGCUGGGACAAUCAGCUGAGCUCAAUUCUGGCAGUAGCAGAUGGCAGCGUUGCAAAGAUGAGGGAGAGGCUGAGUUCACCAGGGAAAUUUACCAAAGGAGUAGAAGCAAAGGACAGGUUUCAUGAGUCAAAUUUAGAACCUCCUGCUCUUCCUCCUCGAGCCCCCCUUCAGCGACAUCCUUCCCCAUCUUUCAGUUCUGGUGUUCAGUGGGCAGACCUAGCUGCUAUCCAGUCACAACUCCAGAUACAGAGCCAGGAAAUUGAGUCUCUCACCCAGAAACUCCAUGACAUGGAAAGGGACAGACAGUCUCAACAGUGUCACAUCCAGACACUACAAGAGGAAGUUCACAAGCUGAGGGAGAGGGAAAGAGAGAGAGAUGAAUCGAGGCGGGGACAAAGUCCAGAAGCAGAGAGAAGAAUGGAGCAGUGGAAGAGAGAGGUUGGACGUGAGCUAAGCAGUCUGCGGGGACACAUCACCAGAGCCACGUCGCUAGGCAACCUGGAGGAGAGUUUCAGCUCAAAGCUCCGCCGAGAGGAGCUGGAACACCUGCGGAGAGAGGUGGACCAGCUGAAGACACGACUAAGGAGACAGGAGGAGGACUUUUUCCUCCAGCAGGCAGAGGCCAGGGAGACCAGGAGACUGUAUGAACACAGCUGCAAGACACUUGAGGAGCUGACAGGCAGCUACAGAGCUCACAGCACUGAUCUGGCAAAGACAGUCUCUCAGUAUUCACACACACAUGAACAAGUCCGACAGAUCAGAACAGUUGUGUCUGAACUGAAAGAGGAGGUCAAAAGACUUAUUCUCAGAGAAAAUGAACCAACACCUUUGAUGUCAGCGCAUACAUCAGGAGCAUCACCGCUUCCUCUCAGCCUCAGCAGAGGGGUCAGAGUUGAAGAGGUGGACUCUGACUCAGAAGACUUCAGCCCAACUCCAAGCCUGGCGGAGGUCAGCUCAGAUGAUCUGUCCUGGCUGGAUGACAAAGACCCUGAUCUUCAUCACAAGCCACGAGUACGUCUGAGUGUUCAGUCCAGACGGAGUGACUUUGCUGGUCCAGGAUCAGACCUGGAGGAUGACGAUGACAAUCAUGACGACGAGCUCGAUGAUGAAGUGAACCCAGAUUUAGGAUCUGACUUGAGUCUUGAUGAUCUCUGACCUUUUUUUAAGCUAAUGUUUUGCAAUUUUACUUGGGAAGAAGGAAUCAACAACAGCUACUCUAAUAAGAUGUAUUAUCAGUUUGAAAUUCAUUUGAUCAGUACGUGUUAGAUUUACAGUCCUAUUUGAAAAAACAGGAUAGAAAUAGACAGGAAAACACAAACAGCAUAUGGCUUGUUUCUUUUGUGGUCCCAAGGGAAGAGGAAAGGAAACAGAGGAUGGCAACAGAAGCACACACUUAGUCACUGACAAAUUGUAAACUGUACCAUUUUCAAAGUGGGGUUCACAGCAAAACUGGGAAUGUUUUAUUUUUACCACAUUCCAUCCAUAAGUAACACAUUAGCAGAAUUCAUGAUUAUUUUGUUCACUGGUUUCAUAUCACAUUCUGGAAUAAAACACCUAAAAGCAAAAUUCUUAUCUGGUGAGGGAUCCUGGGACAAACGCAUACCAAAUGUGGGUUCGUGUUCUGAUUGGUGUCAGUUUGAGUGAAAAAGUUUGGGACGCACUGUUAACAGAACUGUUUGGAUGUGAUCUCUGAUACAUAGUUCAUACUUUUGGGGGAUGUGACUAAUGUGGGAAAUUCUCAAAUGCUAUUUUUACAGUUCUUUGUAAGAAUACCAGAAGUGAUGGACUGAGAACAGAUCAUGUAUACCCUGUAUGUCUACUCACUCACUGCUUUGUUUUCAAAUUCAUGUUAAAUUGUUUGUCUAAUGAUCCCAUGUGACACAACCAACGCCUUGUGAAAUCGGUGUGCUGUAACAAACCACCGAAGGAUUCAAGAUUCAAUACUUUCACUUUUGCAUUCUGA